AUGGCCGUGAAUUACCCUUUAUCAAAUUUCACGGGGAUAGAUAUCGUACCUACAUUUCCGGUGGAUACGCAUCCAUCAAACACGGCGUUCGAACAGGUUGAUAUUACGGAAGGAUUACCUUUCCCUGAUAAUAAAUUUGAUUUUAUCAACAUUAGAUUCGUGCUUUGUUUGAUGCAAGAAAAAAAUCUUACUUUUAUAUUCAAAGAAAUAAUGAGAGUUUUAAAACCUGGCGGAUGGUUAGAGAUCUUGGAUUUUACUUCUGAUCUAAUAAAUCCGGGGCCCGCUCAUAGGUAUUUCUAUAAUAAAUAUCAAGCGUUAUGGCGUCAACGAGGUAUCAAUUUUUACCUUAUCAGUGCGCUUCCUAAAUACCUUCGUAGAUACGAUUUAAUUGACAUUCACAAUGAGGAAAAGACUACAUUUUUUGGAAAGAAGGGUGGGGUUAUCGGUGAAUUGUGUCUUAAAGAUUGGGCGAGGGUUUAUAUAACAUUAAAAAAUUCACUUUGUGAAUUUUCAAGCAUUACUUCCGAAGCAUAUUGUCAAUUAGUGGAAGAUUUUAAAACGGAAGUGGACGAUUAUCAUACCGCGUUUAAAAUGAGCAGGACCUUUGCGCAGAAACCUCGAAAAAAAUUAUUAAACUUAUAA
Messenger RNA from Funneliformis caledonium, 642 nucleotides. The record is from the annotation of a GenBank genome assembly. NCBI's taxonomy places the organism in Eukaryota, Fungi, Glomeromycota, Glomeromycetes, Glomerales, Glomeraceae.